Molecule: messenger RNA, 1152 nt
Organism: Mesocestoides corti
Lineage: Eukaryota; Metazoa; Platyhelminthes; Cestoda; Cyclophyllidea; Mesocestoididae
Source: the annotation of a GenBank genome assembly
AUGCAUUCCGCGUCAGUUGGGAGUAAAAAACGCAUCGACGUGAAUGGUGUUUCUCUGAUUGAUCUAAAGGCUGAAAUAGCCCGCCGUCAGAACGAAGUUAAGACGAAGGCAACUACUGUACCCAACGUUGCCAAUGCAGUUCUCAAACGUGCUGGUGGUGGUAGUGGGGUCUUACUCAAGCGUCCUCCCUCCCCCCCUUCACCGCCUGCAAAGAGCAGAAAGAAAGCGGAGCCUGUUGCGAAAACAGACGGCGAAGAUGAUGUCGCCUGGAAAAGAGCUCGUCGCAGGCUUGAGGCCAAGUCUCGUCUUUAUGAGGCUCUCAAGCAAGCCGCCAUGGUGCAACACUUGGAUGGGGAAAAUGACGAUGACAAAGCCCCACUUGUUGAUUUUGAGCGAAAAGCAAUGGAACAAGGACAGCACUUGGAGGAGAAGCGGUAUAACACCGAUUCAAGUGAAGGUGAUGAUGAAGAUGAAGAUGUACGAACUCGCUCCACUAACGCCGAGCCAGUAAGUAUUCCCGAAGGCCCAGUGACCUAUGCGCACUUGCGGCAAGGUGAGAUUCGGGACCACGGGACGGGUUUCUACGCGUUCUCGGCUGAUGCCGAGAAACGAGCAGCGGAGCAGGCUGCUCUUCGAGAGCUCCGCCGCAGGACGGAACGAGCCCGGAAGUUGGCCGACGAAGAACGACUGAAGCGCGCCGUUGCAAUGGGCAAGCGCCUGGCACGAUUGCGUGCCCGCAAAGGCCUUCCUGAUGUUGCAACAGCUGCUGCCAACCUACUUGAUGAAAAACUAGAGGACGAGACUGAUCAAAGUCCUGCAGUUUCCACCCAAUCAGAAGUCACUGUGGGAGAACAGCUUGGCUCUGAUGACCUUGAUAUUGCCUCAAUGUUGCGUCGUCUACGUGAUGAGGCGGAAAUUAAGCAAGCAGCUGCUGAAGCCACCUCUGCUAAAGCAAUGAGCUCAUCGUCUUUGGAGACGGCACCUACGACCGUGUCCUCUUUGCCGAAGAAACGGGCUCCAAGAGAAUGGGAUCGUGGUAAAACUUUUAUUCCCCCUCCGGUUCCAUCUCUUAAUGUUCGCCCAACCUCUUAUAAACCCAAAGCAAUGGAGGCGAGAAAUCCCCAAUUUGCCCCUCCUGACGCAUACCGAUGA